GGUCCCACAGCUGAACUUAAUGGAAUUCCUCCUCACAGUUAAAAAAAAACCAAACCCUGAAUAUGAAUGUGGAAGAAAGGCAAUUUGAUGUUUGUAAUUAUCGAGGUAAACUCCACAACCCGCUGAAUAUAUGCAAAAUGGACUCUAGAUUGAGUAUAUAAAAGCAGCAUGUGCAGAGAAUAAGAGCAAGUAUUGAGAGUUCUUUCUGGUAGAACAAGUCAUCAUACAGGAUGACUACCAUGAGCAACAAGGGGAGUUCCCUGAAAGGUUUGUUGGUGGUGGUCCUUCUGGUGUCCAACAUACUCCUGACAAAAGAAGGAGUGACCUCCUUGCCAAUCUGCCCCAAUGGAUCUGUCAAUUGCCAAGUUUCCCUUGGGGAACUUUUUGACCGAGCAGUUAAACUUUCACACUACAUCCACUUCCUGUCUUCGGAAAUAUUCAAUGAAUUUGAUGAACGCUACGCUCAGGGCCGGGGGUUUAUUACAAAAGCUGUAAAUGGCUGCCACACUUCCUCCUUAACCACUCCUGAAGAUAAGGAACAAGCUCAGCAGAUUCAUCACGAAGACCUGCUGAAUAUAGUAGUGGCAAUGCUGCGCUCCUGGAAUGAUCCCCUGAUCCAUCUGGCCUCUGAAGUACAAAGUAUCAAAGAAGCUCCAGAAACCAUCCUCUGGAAGACUGUAGAGAUUGAAGAACAAAACAAGAGGCUUCUAGAAGGGCUGGAGAAAAUAGUUGGGCGGGUUCAUACUGGUGAGACUGGAAAUGAAAUUUACUCUCAGUGGGAAGGCCUUCCAUCCCUGCAACUUGCUGAUGAGGACUCCAGACUCUUUGCCUUUUACAACCUGCUGCACUGUCUCCGCCGAGAUUCUCACAAAAUUGACAACUAUCUCAAGGUUCUCAAGUGUCGCCUAAUCCACGAUAGCAAUUGUUAGGUAGGUCUUCAUGGACCUAAUCACUUACUGAAAUAAUGCGUAAUGGUCUUCUUGUUGCCUUGCUACUUUCCAUUGCAAACUUUAUGAAAAGUCAGUUUGUUCAGUAUUAGGAUCAUCAGUAACUUUCAGGCAUGUUUGUGUGAAUUCUAGCUGCAACUAUUAGCACCAUUUAUCUAGAUGCUAUAAACUGUCAUAAAUUACGUGUAUGACAGGAACAUACUUUUCUGUCUAAUGUCCUCACCUAUUAACAUUUCAAUGAUAACCAGAUCAUGCAGAUACAAAUAAAAAUGUUAUUAAAUCCAAAA
This is a messenger RNA of Chaetura pelagica (chimney swift), 1234 nucleotides long. RefSeq names its product prolactin (gene PRL). The coding region runs from base 231 to 929 and encodes 232 amino acids. The record is from RefSeq and is a predicted model, not a curated record. Gene Ontology annotation, biological process: positive regulation of receptor signaling pathway via JAK-STAT; positive regulation of cell population proliferation; response to nutrient levels. Gene Ontology annotation, cellular component: extracellular region. Lineage: Eukaryota; Metazoa; Chordata; Aves; Apodiformes; Apodidae. The transcript has 5 exons. Gene Ontology annotation, molecular function: hormone activity.